Molecule: messenger RNA, 11023 nt
Organism: Procambarus clarkii (red swamp crayfish)
Lineage: Eukaryota; Metazoa; Arthropoda; Malacostraca; Decapoda; Cambaridae
Product: centrosomal protein 97kDa
Molecular function (GO): protein binding
Source: RefSeq, a predicted model, not a curated record
AUAAAAUUAUAUUUAAAUGCGUUUUAAGAAAUCUGUUUAAAUCAAAAUAUAUCAUCGAUUUCUUACGAGAGUCGAUCAAAACAUUGGCGCUCAAAUAUGGCCUCCUCAGGUAUGUGCUAUUUUAGCCAAUAUAGGAAAUUUGCGGGAAAUGUCAACCCCACGACCUCUUGACUCUGCUUGUUCACAUCUGUGUUUGAACAAUAAAGACUAGUUAUUGUUUUCAUGCUAGCGAAAUGGAAGGACUGAGAGGAAGAAUGGUGUAGUUCAAGAUUAUUAUAGACUUGUCAUUUACUGUGGACUCACACUGGCAGGUUUAGCCCUGCUCGCUCCUCAAAUGGAUGACCAAGGCAGAGGAGAGGAAAAAGAUGAGGGACAAGAUGACACAGCAGUUGUGUAUGACUCUGAAAUUGUGCUUGACCUGUGUGGCAGAAGACUGAAAAGAUUGGAAAAAGCACCAGCCAACCAAGCCUAUGCUACUGCCCUUGUCUUAGAUAACAACUCUUUACAAAACCUUGCCAAUCUUGACAGCUAUGGUGAACUUGAAAGGCUGUCAAUUGCCAACAACCAGGUUGUACGGAUGUACUGGUUUGCUCGUAUGUACUCGCUACGUGUGCUCAACCUUCCUAAUAACAGCAUUGUUCAGGUGGAAGGGAUGAGGGAGCUCAUCCAUCUUGUCCACCUCAACUUGGCUGGUAAUAAGUUGAAGACUAUUGAGGGGCUAAGUUACAACAGAACGCUGGAGCAUUUAAAUUUGUCAGGAAAUCUUAUAACUCAUGUCAAUGAUCUCUCUAUGUUGAAGAAUCUCAAGGAGUUGUUUCUCCAUCGGAAUUUAAUAACUACACUCUACCGCUGCAACAAGUAUUUACCUCCCAGUCUCAUCAUCCUCACAUUAUCAGAUAAUGCUCUUGUUGAUCUCAACGACUUGUCAAAUCUCUCGCACUUGAACCACUUGGAGCAGGUCACUAUUCUCAAUAAUCCCUGCCUUGACCCAGUCCAGCCCACAGAUGAGUCUGGAGUCCCUUUUGGGCCCCCUCUGGCCUUCGACUACAGACCUUAUGUCAUAAACUGGUGCCUUAAUCUCAAGGUUCUCGAUGGCUACAAGGUCACACCAAAAGAGAGCUUAAAAGCAGAGUGGCUGUACUCUCAGGGUAAAGGGCGUGGAUAUCAGGUAGGAGAACAUGCGGCACUAGUCCAGUACCUGUCUGGUGUUUGCCUCGCUGGUGGAGGUUGGGGAGGUGCAGACCUUCCUGACGAUGAUGAUAAGUUGGCCAAAAUUCUCCAGCUUGCCAAACAGCAUCAACAUGAUCUCAGACACUCUGUUAAUGGGCAAGAUGUUAGUGAGUCAUCAAGUGGACGUGGCAGUAGGUCUAGCAGCCAUCAUGACUCCCCAGCACUGCACCGACGUAGUGUUGCACGGUCGACUUCUGUGAGACGCAACACUGCCCCCUCACGGUCAGCUCCAGCCCGCGAGUGCCACCGCCGCACACACUCCCACUCUGCAGUCACCAGGAAUGAGUCUAAUGUGCGAUCUCAACAAGCACAUUCUUACCAUGUAGAGCUGUCUAACACCUUGUAUGGGGGGGAACUACGUACACCUGAUACCCCGAGCCUCAUGACCCAGAGUAUGGAUCCUGCCAUCUUAUCUCAACUAGCUGGUAAUGCACCCAGGGGUACAACUGAUCUCAUGUCACGAAGUUUGGGAGCCGAGCAGAUGUCUCGUUCCCUGGGUUUGGACCCCAUGACCCAGUCUAUGGGAGAGGAAGAUUUUAAACAUGCAAUGGAAUUUGAUCCCAUGACACAGAGCCAGGGACCUGAACAGCUUGCACGCAGCCUAUUACGUCAAGAUUCCAAUAACAGCCUAAUGACACGCAGCUUGGAUUUGGGCCAUCUCACCAAUGGGGAGACUGAGACAUGGGGGGAGCAUGUGUCUCACCCACUACCCCACAGCCACCCACGACCCACAAGCCUCUUUGGAGACGAAAAUGAUUUGGUGGUAGAAGACAUUGGGCCCCAAGAGCACAGCAGCCAGCUCACAGGCUCCAGUAAGUUUGUCCCUGCUCCAGAAAGUAUUAUGAGCCCCGAGUUUCAAGCGGCCUUGGCAACACGCUCAAGUCAUAUCCACAGCUCUUCCGGUGGCCCCACACAACAAAGCAUUAGUGUGGCACGGUCCAACUCCAUUCCACGUUCUCAGCGUCCACCUCCGUCCAUCAGGCCCACAGCUGCACCUCAGGAUUCUCCAAGACAAACGCCGUCACGAUCUUCAUCGGUAACUCGGCCUCGAGCAUCGCCCAUGAAGAGUCCGGCCCCUUCCGACAUUGCAAGGGGCUCUCCUUCUCGUACUGCACGCCCAUCCAGUGGGGCACAAAACUCUAGUACAGGACCAUCAACACUACCUAGACCCAAGCCUUCUCCCAAGCCCGCCCCAAGAUAUGUGCGCUCUGUCUCUGUUGAGCCUGCCACCAGGAGACCAAGCUCAACAAAGAAGAAAGCUGCUUCUCCACAUCAUGGAUAUUCAGAUGCCGAUUCAGAUAAUACUGACUCUGAAAUGUCCAUCUCGAAGCUGCAGACAAUUAAAAGCAUUGCGGCUGAGAGGAAGCAGACAGAGAAACGAGGUAGAGAUCCCAUGCAUUCCUCUCAUGCUUAUGAUCCAGAGAAAUAUAGGAAUGGUGCUCCAAUUAGAAGUUCUGAUAAUAAUGAUGUGCGCCGCCGUUCAAGCAACAGUAGCAGUGGGAGCAGUACCUCAGAUGUGACCAAAGCUCAAGCAGCCAUCACCUUACAGAAACACUGGCGAGGAUACCAGACACGCAAUAAUGAUCCAAAUGCUGCAAAAAUAAGAGAUGAUAUUAGACAUUCUCGAGCUGAACAGCAUAUCAAGCAUUUAACAGAGAAGUUGCAUUCUACUGAAGAGGCCCUAGAACGUGAAAGGCGCCUCCGACACAUGCAAUUAGACGCAAUUCGUACCUUGUGGCGAGAGAUCCAGAAGCUGCAGGCUAACAAACGUGAGGGUGUCACUACACCCUCUACCCCAAUAACACCUCUAACACCGCUCACACCCUUGGAUGCUAAAGAAGGAGCUGCUGCUGCAACUGCUGCUGCAGUUGCUGCAGGCACUAAAAAGUAUUCUGAGGAGAGUGUGAAAGAGCUCACUGAGUUUUGUGCAUCUCUGCAAGGACAGGUUGGACAGCUUCAAGAAUCAUUGUCAAUGGUUACACAAGUGAUGAAUGCAUUUUGUAAUCUCCCAGGAUCGCAGUCACUACUCACAAUGUCCCAGUCUAGUGGAUCAGGUCAUGAAAGAUCACCAGGUGGUGAUUCACCACCAUCCCAGAGUGCUGCUACAAUUCCUGUUCCUCUCAGUGAAUCAGUAACCUCACUCACACACUCUAUUCGUGCACUCACUACUUCAAUUGUGAAAUCUCCUUCAAACCGUAACGAUAAAACAAUUGGUGUUGAGGGCAGUGGUGCUGUUGGUGUGGGUAGUAGCGAUGGUAGUGGUAAUAUUCAUUGUGAUGAUAACAUUUGUGAGGAUCAUUCCAGUGAUGGUUCAGAUGGAACUCCAGUUGCCUGUCAAAAGCUGCCACCUCAGUUUGAUCAGUUUAUAAACCCAGAAAUGAUCAACUCCAUUGCCUCUAUAGCAUCAACUGAUCUCAAUGCAACUACACUCGAUGCAUCUACUAUCUCUGUCGAUUCGACCGAAGGUGGCGAAGCAGAUACAACUGGCCGCGACGAAGCCGAACUCUCUGAAUCGAGUCAGUCGUCCCUCUCUGGAAGUCUGUCUGGAAGCCACUCUGGUAAUCAAUCUGAAGGUGGUAGACAAGCUAUGAGUCAAGGCCCAGCCAGACCGUCCUCCUUACCGGUUGCCAGGCCACACACCCCUCGCACCACCACAUCUUGACCCUUGUGCCCCCCUUCUCUGCUAGCACUACAUCCUACCCUAUAUCCCAGUCUACGCCCUGCUCCCCGUGCUAUUCAGCACUAUGCUACAGCUCUCUUGUCGUCGGUGCUCACUGAUCUCACAAUAAUGGCAAAUCAGAACCCUCGAUGAACCCCUCAGCAAAAUAUAUGGCAGUUGAAAUAAUAGUAAGUCAUAGAACACUGCACCAUAAUAAAAAGAUGGAAACUAAUUCCAGCCCAAGGCCAUUGUUGUUAAUGAAUUCAUUAAUGUGCAACUUUUUUCUAUUUAAUACUGAACAUUUGCAGGUCACAAAUUACAUGUAUUUUUCCUCGACUUUAAUCGAAAGGAAAAUAUUUAUUAUUCAAUAAGGCAGCUGUAUGCACAAGAAAUAAUUGAAGUCAUUAGUUAUACAAAGAUUUGUUUAUUAAUAUUUCUAAGUUUGAAGGAAAUGUAAUUUUCAGAAUACUGAGUAUGCAAAUGUGUAGUGUGUGUGUGUAUAUAUAUAUAUAUAUAUAUAUAUAUAUAUAUAUAUAUACUGUAUACACAUGGUGGCCCAAAAGUUGCUCUACUGUAACAUUAUUCUUAUAAAAUAGUAUUUACGGUAAAGUAAUUUUUGGGCUUGCAUAUACACUUUAUACAUUUUGUGUGUGUGUGUGUGUAAUUACCUAAGUGUAGCUACAGGAUGAGAGCUGCGCUCGUGGUGUCCCAUCUUCCCAGUAAUCUUGUCAUAUAACUCCUUGAAACUACUGAUGGUUUUAGCCUCCACCACCCUCUCAACUAACUUGUUCCAACCAUCUACCACUGUUUGAGAAAGUGAUUUUUUUUUUUAUUUCUUCGGCAGCUUCGUAAAGUUGGUUUAAAUCUAUGACCUAUUGAUCCUGAGGUUCCAAGUCUCGGGAACUCUUCCCUGUCAAUUUUAUUGAUUCCCAUUACAGGUACUAUUUUGUAAGUUGUGAUAUCGCCUCUCUUUAUUCUGUCUUCUAGUUUUGGCAUAUUUAAUGCUUCUAACUUCUCCUUGUAGUUGUCUAAUUCCCAGGUACCUGUUUACUGCUAGGUGAACAGAGGCAUCAUGGUGAAAGAAACUCUGCCCAUUUGUUUCCGGCUCUGCCAGGAAUCGAACCCAGAACCUUAGGACUAUGAAUCCUGAGCGCUGUCCAUUCAGCCGUCUGUCCACUAAAAGAGAAACCUGGCACUAGAACUUUAGCAUCUCAAAAGGCAAUUGAAAAGGGGAAGUUGGGAGGAAUUACCAUAACAAACAACAAGAAAAUCAUCUCCAUUAAUUAUCAACAGUUUCUUACUAAUCUUGUGAAUAAUUUGCAACACCGUAUGUUCACAACAUUCAUGAAAGACUUCCAAACUUCUGAACCUCAAAGUAUGUAUAAAUUACUGUUAAAUGAAACGUGUGUCCUUGAAAAAAGACUGCUGGCCUGAUGAAACACCACCUAAUUAUGGAGCUGAGAUAUUCUCUCUCUGUAAGAGGUUUAAGUUUUCUUCUUACUCUGCACCAAAGGCCUUUAGAGACUAUGUGGAGGAUUAUAGAUGCCACAUCCCCCCCCCCCCAAGAUUUACACCCAUUACUGAGCUGUUUCCAAGUUAUUCCUAUUAGUACUGCCGAGUGUGAGGGGGGGGGGGGAUUCACUCACAUGAACCUGAUAACAACAACAACACUCAAGAAUUCUCAUAAAUCAUGUAUCAGCACUUAUGUUUGUUAAACUACAUGGACCUCCUCUAGUUCAGUGGCAUCCAGAGCCAUAUGCCAUGCCAUGUGGCUGCUGUACCACAGAUCGGCAGAUGACACACAAGUUUCUUCAGACGCCAGAAAACAUCUCUCAUACAUAUAUGUCGUACCUAGUACUGUAGCCAGAAUGCACUUCUCGGCCUACUAUGCAAGGACCAAUUUGCCUACUAAGCCAAGUUUUCCUGAAUUUAUAUAUUUUUCUAAUUCUUUUUUUAUGAAAUCUUUAAGAUAUCCAUUUUACUAUGUAUGAGUUAAUUUUUUCUAAUUUGAGUUAAAACUACUGUAGAUAUAUGACCGAACCUAACCUAACCUAUUGUAACCUAACCUAAAUUUACACAAAUAAGUCAAUAAUUUGUUGCUAAUAUAAUAUAAUAAUAAUAAUUCAAAUAAACUAAUUGGAAACAAUUAAUUGAACAUAAAGAAAAUCACUUGGACUAUUAGGCAAAUCGGGACUUGCAUAGUAGGCCGAGAAGUGCGUUCUGGCUACUAGGUACGACAUAUAUAUAUAUAUAAUAUUAAUUACCGAACAUUGAGUAAUAAACAUAUACAUUUCUUCCUUUACACAUGAAGUAUGUUACCAGAUGUGGACACAAAUACUUAUACAGUAUGACUAGGUACACAGAUCAUUUACAAUAGACAUUCAGACAAUUCAACAAAGUUACAAUCUUGGUGCAAAAUUCUUAUAUCGCUCCAGAAUAUCAUCAAUCUUUCCGUUGUGACACAUCCAGGCUAUUUGUUCAGGAACAGUCCUUAUCUCAAUGUUUCUGUAUAAACUAAUCGGCGGACAAUCAAGAACAUAAUGAGUGAGGGUGAGAGCCCUUGACAUACCACAUAGUUUACACUUCGUUUCAUUCUCACCUAUUCUAUAUUCCCAGUAAUAUUUGUACCCAAGCCUGUGCUUCAUGACACCACGAGCAUAGCUAUCAUUCUGUAACUAUACUUGGGUAAUUACACACACACAUAUACAGUAUAACUAUUGACGUCAGUAAGAGUCAAGGAGUUGUAUCAUGCCUUGCAUACGUUAUUAAUGUUUUUUAAAUGUUUAUGUAUUGAGAUAUUUUUGAGAGAGGGUCUUGAUGGCUUCCCUGAUGUUAGCCACACUGAUGUAGCUUCUCGUACAUGUCACAUUAGUCCCAGGAGUCUCUAACUCUCAAAUUGCCCACCCAUAUUCAGGUUGAUUUCCGGGUGCACAUAAAAAAUAUCCCAUUCUCCAUCGUAAAACACUUCUGAUGUAUGGAAAAAAAUUAAUAUUUUCAAUUUUUCCAUAGUGUGUAGAAAUGUUGAAAAGUUAAAUUCUGAUAAUUUAUUUUCAAAUAAAAUAUUUAUAAUAGAUUUCUCAUCACAAAUAUUUUCCUAGUCCAUAAAAGUCUGAAAUUUGACAUGCCAGUGGCUUCAAUGGUUCCUACCAUAGGUAUUAGUAAAUGGAUGGUAAUGCACCUGACAUACCUGGUGGCAACCUUGUGGAGGUUCUGGUAAUCAGCGGUCCUGUGGCCUAGUCUCUGUCCAGGCCUCCCAGUUGGUCAUCUGGUCAACCAGGCUGUUGGACGAUGCUGCUCGUAGCUGGACGUAUAAAUCACGGCCUAGUUGAUCAGAUUGUGACAUGGUGCCAGUUUUUUAAUAAUGCCCAGGAAAACAACUAAGACUUUAUAUUUUUUUUAAUAUGUCAAAUGAUGGCCAGAGGUCUCUAGUGCUUAAUGGCAUUCACGUAGAGUCUUUGGUAAUUUUGAUUAUUAUGAGGCACAUUAAAACUUCCACAGGUGACAGGAGCAUUGUCAGUCUCUCUUGAGAGUGACAUGGACAGUUUGAGUUAAUAGCCUACUAUAGACUAGAGCCAGAACCUGGCUUCCCUCAUCUCCUCCCUCCCUCGUACAGGGAACAGAAGAUUCUUUCACCCUCACCCAAGGAAACAUCCAAAACGUGAGCAAAGCAAAACAGACAACUGCAAGAUUCACAGAGAAAACUGAAAUGACUGUGAAAAUGACUGCUAAAAAUCCACUCAAUAGUUACAGCCGGCCACUGCAAGGUGGCAACCCCAUCCUAGCUGAUAGUAUUCAUUGUUUGCAGGCUUCUUCUUUUCUGGCAAAGAAUGAUACAUUUGACUUCCAGAAGGGUACUUUGGUUAUAGAUUCAUGGCUUUGUUAGGCCAGCUGUUAUUAAUCAAUUAGUUGUUAUGUCUCGUGUAUAUUUAUCACUACCUGUGGGCCACCUCAACUGCUUUGAGGGAUGCAUUGUUUGUAAACCCAUUCCUCCCUGCUACAUCCCAUUUUUUCUUCUAAUCCAUGGUUAGCUGCAGGGGGCCACCAUUUGGCCCCUCCAAAAAACCAGCAUUGUAUGUAAUGAAAACCCUUCUUUGUGGUUGGGUCUUGUUGGUUCCCUGUCCCCUUCCCCCUCCCCCCCAACCCCUCUCCUCCCAUCACAAGGUUUCAGCACCACCUUGUGAUGACCCACUGUUGGAUGGGGGGGAGGGAAUGAACUUACAACUGAGUGGUUCGUUUGCAGUUGUUUCUUUUCUCUAUGUGAACCUUGCGGUUGUCUGCCUAGCUUUGCUUGCUUUCCGGACAUUUCUGGGAAGGGUGAUUGUAAAGAAUCCCCUGAUCCUUGCACCUCUAUGAGGUGGGGCCAGGUUCUGAAUCUCGUCUGUAGGCUUUUAUGGACUCCUGGAACUGAUGUAAUUCAUGUGUAGAGCUACCUCAAUGUGGCUAGCUUCAGGAAACCACUGAGGCCCAACCAGAAUCCCUUUUUUUUAUAGUAAAUAUUAAUAGUAAGACUUCCAUGCCAUCUAUUGGGAUUUACAUAGUUAUAAAUAUCAUGGACAUAGACAUAGUCCAUUUCUCAAGGAAAGAGAAGUUGAGAAACUUAAGAAAUAUAAUGUAAGUUCAGCAUUUGCUUCUCUUGCAAUGAACUGUUAGUACAAUGCUUUUCUAGUCACAAGCUACAGACAAACAGUUGUGCUUUACAAAGUCUGUACAGUACAUAUAUGAUUUGUAAAGAGGAUCUCAUUGUCGUACCCAAGGUCUUGUUUCCGGUACCUCAUUUAUAUACAAUAUUUCUUGUUUGUGAUGUACUGUAUUACUAAUUACUCAUCAUUAUCAAUAUAUAGUAUACUGAUGGUAAUAGCGAUACAAACAUGCUUUGUGUAUACUACGACUCGGCACACUCACCAUCGCUAUUGUUGCUCCAUUACCUAUAUAAUGUCAAGCAAGCUGCCUUACUUUUUAAAUAAUAGUGGAAAAUCCAACCUAGUUCUGUGUGAUCUUUUAUAUUGCAAUAUUUGUAUCAAGACGUAUUCAGUCAUUAACCAUGUUUGCUGAAGAGGUCUUCAAUAAUUGUCACUGCUUCUCUGCUAAUUAUAUUGAAAAUGUGGAGAGACAGUGAUAGAUCUUAAUAUAAUACAUUUUACUACAAGGCAAUACCCAACAUUUUUGUUAUUUUAUAAAAUGCUACAUUACUUAUAUGGUAAGAAAUCUGAUAUGCCCAAUGUCUAUUAAGUUAUAUUUGAUAGUUUUUACAUAAUUUAGCAUCCUGAACCAUUUCUAAAGUUUUCACGUAUAAAUAUUGAAGAAUUUGAACUUAUUACGCAAAUAUAUAGUGUGAUAUGUCUGUUGGUUCUUAAUGAAUUACAGUAUUGUCUUGAAAAUACAAAAAUCCCUUCCAGAAUUAUACUGUAGAAUGGAAGCAGACACCUUGAAAUGUAAAGUUUAUUGUAGUGCUCGUGAGGGAAGAGUUGAAAUGGACGAUACUGAAUGUUCUAGUAUUCGUCGUUUCCGUGUGAGCAUACACAUAACUGUGUGUUUUAAAUUAUGCUACAUAGGUCUCCAACAUGCACACAAAUGACUAGCAUGAAGUAUAGUACAAUAUGAGCAAAUUUUGUUUACAUAUUUAAGAUCAUGACUUGUUUCCAAGUGUUGAUAAAUAUUAUGGUAUUAGAGGAAACUGUAACCACAUUAAUGAGAGAAAAUAACUUUUUUGACGUAAAAUAAUUUUUUGUUUGUAUUUUACAUUCCUGUUAUACUAUAUUAUAUUUCACUAUUGCUAAAUAUGUCUGGAAGAUGGAAAACAUACACAUUGUCUUCUGUUAAAUUGGUGCAUGUCUUGGGUUAUUUUGUUAACUUUUUUGUUGAUUCUUUGUUUAAUUAUAUUUUAUUCUUAGAUUUGCUCUAUUUGUUCCUUAGCUAGAUUAUCACCAUGUUAAGGCACAAGAUAUUAAGUGGCCAACACUGAGCAUUUUUAUUUUUUACAGAAAGAAAAGCUAAAAAUAGAUCUUUUAAAUAAAUAUAAUGUCAUAUUGGCAUAUUAAGAAUUAUUAGUAUGGAUUUUAGACACACAGCUGUCCAACUCAAAAUGUCAUCACGAGUAGGAUUUGAUUAGUUGAACCUACAGUAUUUCAAGAUUGUAAUUGAAGCUCUUAACACUGGGUGUAACCAACCUUUAUGCUACAGUGUCUCUAUAGCCAAAGGAAAAGCCAUAAUAUUACUUCCAUCCAUUAGGCAAUAAUGUACUAUUUAAAUGGCUUAUAUAAUUAGUUUUAAUAAUAUUGUUAUAAUUAUAGUGUACACUUGCUAAUUCAAUUGAACUGUAACCAAUGCUGCUGUGAAGGACACAAUAGGUCAGACUUUUAUUUAUUAUUAUUUUGAUAAAAAAGUAAUAGUAAUACAUAUGCAGACGAGGAGUCACAAUAACGUGGCUGAAAUAUGUUGACCCAACCACACACUAGAAAGUGAAGGGACGACGACGUUUUGGUCCGUCCUGGACCAUUCUCAAGUCGAUGAAUGAGAAUGGUCCAGGACGGACCAAAAUGUCAUCGUCCCUUCACUGUCUAGUGUAUGGUUUGGUCAAUAAUAGUAAUACAGGUGAACCUUGGUAUUUGGAUUUAAUUGGUUCCUGAAGGCAGGACAAAUGGCAAAAAUUGAGAGUACCGAACAAUUUUUUCCCCAUAACGAAUAAUGCAAAUUAGAUUAAUCCAUUCCAGAUCACAAAAUUAAAUAUAUGUAUACAAUAAUUAAAUGAAAUAAAUGCUAACACACUACACACUUUACCUGCACUUAGAUGACAUAUGUGGUUGAUGACAUAUGUGGAAGGUGGUGAUGGCAAAGAAAGAGAUGUUAUUCUUCGGCAGGGGAGUCCCCUACCAUUAUCACAGCUUUGUCAAGGUGAUAUUUUUCAGGAAAACUUUGCAUUUACCCCCACUUUGGGUACAUUUGUUUUAUAAGAGAACUAGAUUUAGGCAUCUACUCUUAACAAGAGCAGACAAAUGGGCACCACAUUCAUAUUUAGCAGUGAGUUCUUUCUUCAUCUCUAUCCUGGUUCUAACCAUUUUUCUUUAUCCUUGACCCUUAUCACAAAUUUUCUUAGGUGACAUGGUGACUUAUUUACACUAAGAAUAUAAAAAAUAU